UUGAUACGGCCGCGGAUGACUCGGCUCAGAGCUGCUGGUGCUGCUGCUAUUGUCCUCGUUGUUCGUUGACCAUGGAGGGGGCUUUUAUCUAUGGAACUACCAUCAACGACGAGGAGGUUGUGAAGGACUUCCGAGCCUUUGUGACCACGCACAAGGUCGACAAGAAUGAGGAGGAUGCGACCUACAUGAAGCAGCUCAGGAAGGUUUGGGAGCAGCAGGAGGAUAAGGCGAAGGGCAUCAAGUUCUCUGUGGAAGGAGUGCAUGUUCACCAGUUCUCUCCCACGCUCUAUGACCACCUGGUCAGCUAUCCAACUGAGGUAGUGCCGAUCUUCGACCGAGAGCUUUGGAGCCUCUCCACGAAGGAGCUGGACGUGGAGCCGGAGGAGCUGGGCACGUGCCAGGUGCAGAUCUUCAACCUGCUGGACAAGGACUGCAGGAUCAUGCGCUGCAUGAACCCCACCGACAUCGAGCGGCUCAUCAUGGUAAAGGGCAUCGUCAUCCGAUGCUCGGACCUCACUCCGGACAUGAACGCCGCCAUCUUCCGCUGCACCACGGAGGAUUGCAAGAACGAGGUGAAAAUCGUCCUGAACCACUGGACCAUUGAAGAGCCCACCAAGUGCGAGAUGUGCGGCGCAAGCCAUUCCUUCCAAAUCAUCCACAACGACUGCGGCUUCACCGACCGCCAAGUCUUGAAGUUGCAGGAAACUCCGGAACUCGUCCCCGACGGCGAGACGCCGCAGAACGUGGCCAUCGUGGUCUUCGACGACUUGGUGAACCAGGUGCGGCCGGGGGACCGGGUGCAGGUGACGGGCAUCUACCGCGCAGCACCAGUGCAGCAAGUGAGGAACUGGCGAAUGCGCAGCUCAGUCUACAGGACCUAUCUGGAUGCCAUCGCCUUGGAGUACUCCAAGGCGCAACGAGUGGAGGCCGCGCCGAAUAUGGACAACUACGGGCUGACCCAAGCUUCGCAGCUGCCGAAGCUCUCGGACGAACGUGAUUUAGACCCCAUGACCUUCUCAGAGGACGAGAUCAAUUGGAACAAGCGGAUGCGCGAGCUGGGCCAGGAAACGGACGCGGAGGGCAACCGCACCAUCAUCCGCAAGCUGAUCCAAUCCUUUGCGCCCUCCAUCUUUGAAGAGGAUGAGGUUAAGAAGGGCCUCCUGUGCCAACUCUUCGGUGGCACGCCGAAGCCCAUCUCCUCCAAGGGCAGAUGUCGACCAGAGAUCAACACGCUGCUCUGCGGUGAUCCGUCGACAGCCAAGUCACAGCUUUUGCAGUACUCCUACAAGCUGGCACCAAGAGGUAUCUACACUUCCGGCAAAGGCAGCAGCGCGGUGGGGCUGACGGCCUCCAUCAACAAAGAUCCGGUGACAAAGGAGCUGGUCCUAGAGAGCGGUGCGCUGGUGCUGUCUGACCGAGGGCUUUGCUGCAUCGACGAGUUCGACAAGAUGGACGAGAAUGCUCGGGCAAUCCUCCAUGAAGUCAUGGAGCAGCAGACUGUGAGUGUCGCGAAGUCCGGCAUCGUCUGCUCCCUGAACGCGCGCACGGCCAUCCUGGCGUCCGCCAACCCCACGGACUCGGUGUACAACCCCAAGCUGUCCGUGGUAGAGAACAUCAAGCUGCCGAAGAAUUUGAUGACGCGCUUUGACCUGAUCUGGCUCAUGCUGGACAAGCGCAACAGAGACACGGACCACAGGCUUGCCAUGCACCUGCUCUCCAUGUACUCCGAGGGAGGCCAAGCGGCGAGAGUGGAUCCCGAGGUGGAUGCUGAAGCCUUCCGCCGCUACGUGACCUUUGCUAGGCAGUGGGUCUUCCCCACGCUGUCCGACGAGGCCGCUGCCACGCUUGAGAGCAGCUACAUGGACCUCCGAAAUCAGGGCUCUCGGGAAGUGAUCACCGCCACGCCGCGAAUCCUGGAGUCGCUGAUCCGUCUCUCCGAGUCCCUGGCCAAGAUGGAGCUCAGGGAGACGGUCCGCGCAGCAGACGUGCACGAGGCUGUGCGUCUGCUGAAGGCAGCGACAUAUGCGGCAGCAGUGGACCCUGAGACAGGCCUGAUCGACUGGGAGCAGCUGAUUGUCGGAGUCAGCGCUGGCAAGCGCAAGCGCAUGAAGGACCUGGAGACCUUGCUCCAGGAGCUCAUGGCCGAGCGGGGGGAGGCCAUGCGCGAGGAUGCGGUGAAGGCCGCUCUCAACGAGAAGUUGGGCGAGAGAAAGGAGCAGCUGCUGAACGACGCAGAGUUCUCCUCGGCCCUGCGGGCGGCUGAGCAGGCGGGAGUCCUGCGAAGACACAUGAAGAUGAUCGAGCCAGCAGGCCCGCUGGCUUCAUAGAUCGUGGCCGAGUAUAUGUUUUUUUCUCGUGAGUUGCUUUGUGAGGCAGUCGCAAGUUUCCAAGACUGUCUUUGAGGGGAGUGAUUGCUCGCUGCGAUGCUGUUGCUCAAUGGUUCGACA
This is a messenger RNA of Effrenium voratum, 2447 nucleotides long. NCBI's taxonomy places the organism in Eukaryota, Dinophyceae, Suessiales, Symbiodiniaceae. The record is from the annotation of a GenBank genome assembly.